Lepus europaeus (European hare) is the source of this 462-nucleotide messenger RNA. RefSeq names its product profilin-1-like. Lineage: Eukaryota; Metazoa; Chordata; Mammalia; Lagomorpha; Leporidae. The coding region runs from base 1 to 462 and encodes 153 amino acids. Gene Ontology annotation, biological process: actin cytoskeleton organization; regulation of actin filament polymerization; positive regulation of actin filament bundle assembly. The record is from RefSeq and is a predicted model, not a curated record. The transcript has a single exon. Gene Ontology annotation, cellular component: cytoplasm. Gene Ontology annotation, molecular function: actin binding.
AUGCAGUGUGUAAGAAAUAUCAGCCAAGAAGUCUGGCAGGACUGUAUCACCCUCUUCCUACAGACUAGGGUAUGCUGUGAUGCUGCAAUCAUCACCAACUCCCCACCCUGGCUAUUAGCUUCUUAUCCUGAAGGCAACUUGAAUCAGUUGACCCAGGAAGAAGUUCAGAUCCUGCUGGCAAAAGAUGAGAGAGAGAAGUUGUUUCUCCAGGGGAUCACUCUUGCUGGGAUCAAAUGCUUGCUGAUCCGAGACAACCUGUACACCGAGGGCAACAACACCAUGGACCUGCGCACCAAAGGCCAGAGUCGUGGCAGCCAGGCAGUGACAGUAGUUCAGAUCGAAACUGCAUACCUUGUGGUGAUGGGACAAAAAGGAACAGAAGGAGGGCCGCUCAACCUCAAAGCUUUUGAGAUGGCGGGUUACAUCAGAGAAGCCAUUCAUCAACACCUGGCUCGUGUGUAA